Messenger RNA from Colletotrichum truncatum, 1884 nucleotides. Its product is annotated as heterokaryon incompatibility. The record is from RefSeq and is a predicted model, not a curated record. NCBI's taxonomy places the organism in Eukaryota, Fungi, Ascomycota, Sordariomycetes, Glomerellales, Glomerellaceae.
AUGGCACCACUAGAGAAAUUUCAAUACGUGGCCUUAUCGAAUCCAAAAACCGAGUUAAGACUACUCAGAAUCCUUGAAGCGGAUGAAGGUGGCACUGACGGCCUGAAUUGCGAACUUACAACAUGGCCCAUCAAAUCCUCACCAACUUUCCAUGCCAUUUCGUACACUUGGGGCAACACAAAAAUCACUAAACCCAUUGUCAUCAACGGCAAGCAAGCUUUUGUGGGAGAAAAUUGCCACUAUGCCCUGAAACAGGCACACUCGAGUGGCCUCAACCCUGGUGGCGACUAUUACCUUUGGAUAGACUCCAUCUGCAUCAACCAGGAGGACAUCAAGGAGAAGAACGAGCAAGUCAAGGGUAUCAGCGCCAUCUACGAACAUGCCGAUAUCGUCCUUGCUUGCGUGGGCGAGGCCGCCGAUGAAAGUCAUUUCUUCUGCGAGUACCUCCUAAAACAUGCGGUCAAACUCACUUACUACAGUGACAAAUGGCGUACCAAACAAUCCGUUGAUUCUUUGUUUGGCCAACUGAUGGCAAAUCGAGAACUUGGUAUCAACUCACCGGACCGAGGAAAGCUCUUCUCGGCAUUCCAGGCCUUCGUUAACCGGCCGUACUUCACCCGCGUCUGGAUAUUGCAGGAACUCUUCAUGGCCAAAAACAUUAGCAUGUGCUGUGGCGAUGAUGUUGUGCCGCUGCAAGCCCUCGACGGGUUUCGCGUCAUCAUCUGUCAAGCGGCUGCCCGUGGAAUGUUCCCAGGGUGGUGGGCUGAUUUCAGAUCUGCGCUCCAGGCAAUUAAUCCCUGGAAAGAAAACAAUGCCAGUAGUCGCCUUACAAACAUUCUCAACUACAAUUUUGCUCAACACCACAUGGACCUCGCCACCCGCCCCAACACCAAACUGCUACCCCUCGGGGAGGCGGCGGAGAUCACCUUUGGAUUGGAUUGCCAGGAUCCGAGGGACAAGGUUUAUGCUCUUUCUGCUCUGAUCGACUGGGGAAAAGUAGAACCCAUCCAAGCCGACUACUCCAUCGAGCUUUUUGCUCUCGCAAUCGACGUCUUCUUGAAAAUUGCACAGCUGGAAAUCAUAGGGGGCUCGCCCGAGUUCUACGACCCCAGAAUGGAGCUUAUUCCUGCUCUGGGGCUGACCACCCAGACGGCAGAGGUUGCAGAAAGGCUCCGCCAAAGACGCUCACCAAAUCCCGAUAUUUCCCGUCCUGCCUGGUACACGAGCGACCGAGUAUCAUAUCUCAAGAAACAUAGUGCUUUUUGGUUAGCUUGGAAGAUAAUAUACGACGACGAACACGGCUGGAGACUAGAAUGCAACAGGCCCAUCUCGUUGGACCCGGCUUUCGACGAAUCCAAGCGCCAAAAGGGGUUGAUACAGGUACAUAUGCGUGUAAAGAACGUCCGGGUUUCGGUAUGCCUCCCGCCAAGCGUCCAGCACGGUGACUACCUCCUAGCCCAAGGCCGUUUCACAGCCUCUAUAGGGAGUGAGAACUGGCUAGGCGUGGUGGCCCGACCCAACUCCGACUCGCCGCGUUGCGAUGUUGUUGGGAAAGCCAUCAUAGAGGGAAACCUGGGAAGUGACACCAUUACCAUCCGUUUUGGGACUCUGCAGGGCGGCGUGAUGUUUGAUCCCGAGGACCUGGUCAUCUUCACCGCUGCCGAGCAGCAGUAUCCGUCUUGGGAAGGAGUUGGGGAGGCGGCGAGGGCCGAGUUUCUCAGCACGAGGGUGUGCAGAGCACCUGGCUCAUCGUUUGCUAUUGUGGACUCCCUCUUAGAAUAUAUCUCCCUCCUGAAGAAGGAAAAGGAGUUACUCUCUGAGGGCUGGAAUAGAGGUGCCGACUCUGAUCAGAAAGACGGAACCGCGCCUACGGGUGACAGGUGA